AUGGCCUGGCGGGGGCUGGUGCUGGCUGCUUGCCUCCUCCUGCUGCCCUCCGCCACCGCGGACUGCCUGGCCCAGUGCUCCCUGUGUGCCGUGAAGACCCAGGAUGGGCCCAAACCCAUCAACCCCCUGAUUUGCUCCUUGGAAUGCCAGGCCGCCCUGCUGCCCUCUGAGGAGUGGGAGAGAUGCCAGGGAUUUCUGUCUUUGUUCGCUCCCCCUACCCUUGGGCUCGAUGGUGAGGAAGACUUGGGGAGCAAGGCAGCUUUGGAAGGGCCCUAUAGUAAGCUGGCCAAGGUGUCUGGGCCCUUGCUGAAGGAGCUUGAGGAAAGCAAGUUCCUCCCUAAUACCCCGACAAAGGAGAAUGCUCUGAGCAAGAGCCUGGAGGAGAAGCUCAGGGGCCUGCCUGGUGGCUUUGGGGAGGGAACGGGAUCUGAGCUGGUGGGGGACGCCCAGCUGAGUGAUGGCGCUGUGGAGGCUGGCACACUCAAUUUUGUUGAGGAGGACCCCAAGAAGCAGAUCAAACGUUACGGGGGCUUUUUGCGCAAAUACCCCAAGAGGAGCUCAGAGGUGGCUGGGGAGGGGAAUGGGGACAGGGAGAGGGCGGGCCACGAGGACCUGUACAAACGCUAUGGGGGCUUCUUGCGGCGCAUCCGUCCCAAGCUCAAGUGGGACAACCAGAAGCGCUAUGGUGGUUUUCUCCGGCGCCAGUUCAAGGUGGUGACCCGAUCUCAGGAAGACCCUAAUGCUUACUCUGAAGAGCUUUUUGACGCAUAAAUACCUCCCCAUCAUGGAGUUGAGUCAGGGGCUUCUCCUGAGCCCCUUCCACAUUGGAGUGCACUCAUUCAUCCUCCUGUGUGUGCCCGG
This is a messenger RNA of Lemur catta (Ring-tailed lemur), 861 nucleotides long. It is a transcript of the gene PDYN, whose product is annotated as prodynorphin. Gene Ontology annotation, cellular component: plasma membrane; axon terminus; neuronal cell body. The transcript has 2 exons. Gene Ontology annotation, molecular function: opioid receptor binding. The record is from RefSeq and is a predicted model, not a curated record. Gene Ontology annotation, biological process: neuropeptide signaling pathway; sensory perception; chemical synaptic transmission. Bases 1 to 771 code for a protein of 256 amino acids. Lineage: Eukaryota; Metazoa; Chordata; Mammalia; Primates; Lemuridae.